Molecule: messenger RNA, 1620 nt
Organism: Equus caballus (horse)
Lineage: Eukaryota; Metazoa; Chordata; Mammalia; Perissodactyla; Equidae
Gene: AICDA
Product: activation induced cytidine deaminase
Biological process (GO): defense response to virus; DNA cytosine deamination; negative regulation of single stranded viral RNA replication via double stranded DNA intermediate
Cellular component (GO): nucleus; cytoplasm; P-body
Molecular function (GO): cytidine deaminase activity; RNA binding; zinc ion binding
Source: RefSeq, a predicted model, not a curated record
AAUUUGAAUGUAGGGGCCAGCGCAUUGUCAGACAGUCAGUGAAGCAGCAGUGCUUGAGGCAAGCUUUCCUUGGCCUGAGUCUUUCAGGGAGGCAAGAAAGACACCCUGGAUUCCACCAUGGACAGCCUCCUGAUGAAGCAGAGGAAGUUUCUUUACCACUUCAAAAAUGUCCGCUGGGCUAAGGGCCGCCACGAAACCUACCUGUGCUAUGUGGUGAAGCGGCGGGACAGUGCCACCUCCUUUUCACUGGACUUUGGUCACCUUCGAAACAAGUCCGGGUGCCACGUGGAAUUGCUCUUCCUGCGCUACAUCUCCGACUGGGACCUGGACCCUGGCCGGUGCUACCGCGUCACCUGGUUCACCUCUUGGAGCCCCUGCUACGACUGCGCCCGACACGUGGCCGACUUUCUAAGAGGGUACCCCAACCUCAGCCUGAGGAUCUUCGCCGCGCGCCUCUACUUCUGCGAGGACCGCAAGGCUGAGCCCGAGGGGCUGCGGCGGCUCCACCGCGCUGGGGUCCAAAUCGCAAUCAUGACCUUCAAAGAUUAUUUUUAUUGCUGGAAUACUUUUGUGGAAAAUCGUGAAAGAACUUUCAAAGCUUGGGAGGGGCUGCAUGAAAAUUCGGUCCGACUAUCCAGACAGCUUCGACGCAUCCUUUUGCCCCUAUAUGAGGUGGAUGACUUACGAGAUGCAUUUCGCACUUUGGGACUUUGACACCAACCUCCAAGAAUGUCACAUACAAUGAAGUAUCUCUGAAGAUAGUGAAUGAAAGAACAUCCCUUCAAGAACGCUGUUUUUCUUCAACUCUCACUUUCUUAGAGUUUAGAGAAAAAAUAUUCAUAUAUAUGGCUUUAUAAUAUAUAUAUAUAUAUGUAUCUCUUGAAAAUAGAGGGGGAACACAGGCCCACCAGGAUGAUGCUGCAACCAACUGGGGCUGUUUUAAUGCAACGACGCCCCCUACCGUGAAACGCUAGAACUGCAAGGCUUGGGAGCACUUAAAGUGUCAGAUGUUCCAUGACUUUUAGGCAGGGAGAAAGCAGAAGGUAAAUCCUUAAAAGCAUGAUGAGAGGGUCAAGUGUUUUUAUAAUCACUAUCUUUUAUUAUUUGCUUUAUUCUGAGUUUUCAAUGGUAUUAGUGAUAGAUUUUUCUAUUCUUUUCCUUUGGGAUUCACUUAUGAUCUAUAGAACCUCCUAAUGAGAGAAUCUGGGUGAUUGUAACCCCAAACCCUCUCUUCAAAGCAUUAAUAUCCAAGCAUGUGCUGUAUGUUUUCAUUGUCUGAGGCAUGUUUUUAUGUUUGUACGUAAGAGGGUUUUUUCUUGGUAUAGAAUGUGCAUGGUCACCUUCAGGCUAUUUCAUAACAAAGGAUCUUAAAAUGAAUACGCGGAUGUUCUAAAAGUGAGUUGAUGCCUCAGGUAAUAAAUCUGGAAACACAGAUCCUUUUAACGAAGUCCAUAGUUUAGAAACCACAACCACAAAUUUUGCAUAUAAUUAGUGAACGUUUGGAAGGGAGUUGCUUGAAUUUUGAGAAGAGAAAAAUCUAUUGGGUUUUUUUUAAGAUUGGCAUCUGAGCUAACAACUAUUGCCAAUCUUCUUUUUAUUUUUUCUGCUUUUUCUCCCCAA